Suillus bovinus is the source of this 1910-nucleotide messenger RNA. RefSeq lists its product as uncharacterized. The record is from RefSeq and is a predicted model, not a curated record. The transcript has 4 exons. Lineage: Eukaryota; Fungi; Basidiomycota; Agaricomycetes; Boletales; Suillaceae. The coding region runs from base 367 to 1542 and encodes 391 amino acids.
CAAGUACGUUCAAACAACAACAUGAGUCCCGGCAAAACACAACACACUCUCCCGUUGGCGAUGACCGGAGUGCUUCUUUAUUGUGGAGGAGAGGCAUGAACCCAUUAUAUCCUGUUCCAUUGUUCCUGAUACUACUUUGCGUCAAGUAUAAAGACCCUGCCACGGCAUGCAUUUCGUACUCGCCGUGUUCAUCACACUCUCGUCAGUGACGAAGUAGACUGCGUCUGCUGCCUUCUUUCGCUUCGCCUUCUUAGCUUCCAACUUACAAUCCGGCAUUGACUGCCGUCUUUCACAAGCUGGUCUUAGACAAACGUUCAACACACUCCUUUGCUGCUGAAGUCGGCGACAUACCAGUAUAUCUACGCCAUGAAGCUUUCCAUUUUUGUCACUCUCGUGCUCUCUUCCUUCGCCACCGCUCUUCCGAGUCUCAAGCGCCGUGGGGGAAGCUUUGUGCUGCAAAAUGGUAUUGAUGCGAUCAACUUGAACAACCAGUUCAAGUCCUUGACUGCAUCCUCGCCGUGUACAUCUGGCAACGCCUGUGUCAACGGGGAGUUUGCUCAGUGUGUCAACGGGAAGUACGUCCUCACUUCAUGUGGAUCAGGUUUGAUAUGUGCUGCACUUCCUCUUGUCAACUCUGCUGGAACCAGCAUCACUUGCACCACUCAAGCAGACCUGAACUCUCGUAUUGCUGCCACCGGUGCCACUGCCAACGGAACGAGUGCGACAGGCAGCCCCUCCAAUGUGACCACUUCAUCCAGCUCGGCUCCUUUAGCCACUUCCAUAACAAACGCUGGGUCAAAUUCCAGCUCAAAUGCUCAGACCUCCCUAACCUUACUGUCAAGUCUUGUCGCUUCUAAUUUUGCUCAGAACGGUCAGAGUUCAAACACCUCCGAGGCUGGCCAAUUUCCCUCUUUGACCUCCACCAACAACUUCAUCAACUUCUGUGCUACCUUAUCCAAUCUCCCUAUAACGAACGGUCAACAGAUCAAAAGUGGUUCCUGCAACCCCGCUCCCAUGGGUGUCAUCCCUUCCACCUCGAAUAUGCCCAGUGCCAAGUUUGUCAGUCCUACCAAUUUGGCUGUUCUUCCAGCAGACACCACCUUCCAGGUGACGCUGGCGAUUAAAGGAAUUGAGACUGGGUUCUUUGUUAAUCCGGAAACCAAUUACUUUGCCGCUCCCCAGCAAAUUGAUCCUACAUCUGGGCAAAUCCAGGGUCACGCCCACAUCGUUAUCGAGGCGCUUCAGUCCCUUACACAGACUACCCCAACCGACCCCACCAAGUUCGCAUAUUUUCUUGGUUUGAACAGCAAGGCGGAUGCAAAGGGUCAACUUUAUGGCAACAUCACUGGUGGUUUGCCUGAGGGGACGUACAAGAUGUCUACCAUUGUCAGCGCGAUGAACCACCAACCGGUUCUCGUCGCUGUGGCGCAGCACGGAUCGUUGGAUGAUCAAAUCUACUUCACUGUUGCUGCCGCUAGCCAGAAUGGCACGACCAAGACAACAACCUCCAUUGGUGAAUCACCGCUUCCUACAACUGCCUAGGGUGUCUCAUCCGUGUCUACGGAUUCCAGCACUUGAUACCCACAGGUACGCCCGCAACCAUGAGUGCCACACCCACCACAUACUGCACAUGUCAAUCUUCGUGUUGUGAUAGUGCAUACAGUAGACUAUCUCGUAAUAUAUAAAUCUCAUAAUACAUACCCUUCAGGAUGGUCCUGCUGCGGGGCUCUGGUCAAAUGAGUCAAAACCGACUGUUUUAUUCUUCGUUCUUUCCAGUGCCAAAUACCUGGGUGCUACAGCCUGAGACUGUUGUCAAACUGAACAGAGGAUUGAAAUCUGAGCACUCCAAACUCCAAUUUAUUAUCACAACAUUCUACUACCAUGACAUAGUUCAUAUUGUAUUACCCCUC